Schistocerca americana (American grasshopper) is the source of this 2232-nucleotide messenger RNA. RefSeq names its product mediator of DNA damage checkpoint protein 1-like. The record is from RefSeq and is a predicted model, not a curated record. Lineage: Eukaryota; Metazoa; Arthropoda; Insecta; Orthoptera; Acrididae. Bases 1 to 2232 code for a protein of 743 amino acids. The transcript has 8 exons.
AUGGAGGAUGGACCAGAAGGAGCGCAUCUCCGCUGGGCGGGGAUACAGAAACAGUUAGUUCCCGCAUUCGCACUGGCAGCUGGACCGCUGGGACUCCAGCGCGCUGGCACGCCCCCGCGCCGCGGCCUGGCGGUCCAGCGCUGCCUGCCGCCUGCUGGUUCAUUUCCUGGAGCCGCGCUGGCCUCCAGCCAAUGCCAGGCAGAGUGGAGGGCGGCGCACAAAUUGAGCUGCCACCAGCACUAUCAAUUAACUCUGACGGCGAUACGCACUCCCAGCCAGAAUUUGGUCCGCGGCGGGUUCCAGCCGCGCCUUCCGACUUCGCUGCCGCCCCCAGGGCAGCAGCAGCAGCCGUCGCCGCUACCACGCCGACAGCCCGUCCCGUUGAUGCCUCCCGCGCAGCUUCAUCCGGGAGCGCCCCAGGUGGUCGCUCCGGCGCCUGCGGUCCCUCUUCAGUCGCCACCGCCUUCGGAGCUGAUGGACGUCGACCCCUCAGCCGGGCCGCCUUCCCAAGCGGUGGCUGUGCAGCCUGUCCUGCGGCCGCUUUCCUUGGGCACCCCCAAGGAGUCUGACACCGCAGCGCCUUGUCCGGCGCCCACUCAGCGACCGUCGACGCAGCGUCAGGAGACGCUGCCUCUCUUCGUGGGUCCCGACGUCCCGUCGCGUCCAGUACCAGAAGCUGCGCCCGUGGUCACAGAUUUGGUCCGCGGCGGGUUCCAGCCGCGCCUUCCGACUUCGCUGCCGCCCCCAGGGCAGCAGCAGCAGCCGUCGCCGCUACCACGCCGACAGCCCGUCCCGUUGAUGCCUCCCGCGCAGCUUCAUCCGGGAGCGCCCCAGGUGGUCGCUCCGGCGCCUGCGGUCCCUCUUCAGUCGCCACCGCCUUCGGAGCUGAUGGACGUCGACCCCUCAGCCGGGCCGCCUUCCCAAGCGGUGGCUGUGCAGCCUGUCCUGCGGCCGCUUUCCUUGGGCACCCCCAAGGAGUCUGACACCGCAGCGCCUUGUCCGGCGCCCACUCAGCGACCGUCGACGCAGCGUCAGGAGACGCUGCCUCUCUUCGUGGGUCCCGACGCCCCGUCGCGUCCAGUACCAGAAGCUGCGCCCGUGGUCACAGGCGCGGACGAAUCUGCGGGGGCGGACGGUCGGCCGGCGAUGAGCUGCCAGCGUGCUGUCCGGCCGUCGCCGGCGCCUUCCGUUAAUUUCCUGCGGGGAGCGGCCGCCGGGGCCGACAACGGCUGCAGCCAGCCAGCGGACGGCUGGCAGCCAGCAGACACUCACAGAGACAGACAGCACCACCCAGUACCUGUUAGACGCCCUUUGAGUCUUUCUUUACUCCCGUGCCGCCAGGCUGGCGCCUCGGCUGCAGCUGCCCGUAACUGUGCAGGAGACCCGCCUCUACGGCACGUGUGCGACCCUCUCCAGAACAGCCGGCCAAGUUUCGUUAUCACGCCGCGCCAGCGAGGGCGAAGCGCUCCCGACGAGAUCCCCGCUAAGCGGCGUAAAACCUUUUCGAGGAACUUGGCGAAGUUUCGCAGCGGCGCCGGAGAGAGCGGAGUUAGGCACACAGAGGAGACGUCGGCCACGGUCGCUGCUGGCAACGCAGACGAGAGAGAGCCAUGUUUAUGGAUCGGCUCGCCCGCGGCUCUGGCGCUGGUGCCGCCUGCGGCUGGCGUUCAUCACGUGACGCGGGAUUGCCGGCACUUCGGAGCUGAGACUCUGGAGCAACUGCGCCACCUCGCGGCUGAUUGGCAGGAAGGGGCGGACAAGCUGCCGCAGCUGACGGCUCCAGGCUCCAGCAAGCUCCAGCUGCUACUUCUGGGGGCGCGCGCAUCCACGCAGCUUCCGAGCGGCUACGCAAGCGGCGGGCCCUUCUGCGCUGUAGCGUCCGACGUCUGUGGCAGCCUCGGCCAGUUCGCCCCCAGUCGCUCGCUCACGGCUGGUCGGGCGCUCGGCGCGGCCGCCCCCGUGUGCGGCCAGUGGUCCCGCGCCUCUACUUGCUCCGUCACGCCGCGGCUAUAUUUACCGGCGUGGCGGAGGCUGGCGCCUCUGGACACGGGGUCGCCGCCUCCGCGGCACCUGUCGCUGCGCGUCUCGGCAUCGGCAGACGCGCCACCGCUGCCGACGAGCGCCACGUCCUCUCCCUGUCACAGCCAGGGCACGGCGCGCGCACCGGAUCUAGCGCUACGUUCCCUACGGACGCACACACGUCAGCCCGCCACGCUUUCGUUGAAGCUUUAG